AUGCUGCGAUAUAAAAGUGUUGGCAAGAAUGCUAACGACCUCAACGACCUGCUUCCCACCCAACCACUACCACCUCCAGGCCUGAACGGCUACGCGCUGCAGCAGUGCUUGAGGGAGGCACGUAAGGCCCGGGAGGCGGCGGAGGAAGCUGCUGACGGCGGAGCUGGUCGCGGCGGUAGUGGCGUCGAUGCCGUACGCGAGGAACGCCUGCGGUACCGGCAGUAUGAGCAGCCGGGGACGCUGGUGACGCUGCCGAACGGCCUGCAGUACCGGGAGCUGCUGGAGGGCACCGGCCCAGAAGCGACCCCCGGGUCGAUCUGCGAGAUCACGUACAUCGUGUACCGUCUGUCAUCCGGUGCGUACUACAAGUACAGUAGUGGCGGCACACCGGUCUUUCUGUUUUCGCUAGGGUAUGGCCAGGAGGGCAAGGACGACGUGGGACAGACGUACAAGUUCAGACUGGGAGAGCCCAGCAGCCUGCCCGCUGCGGUGACUCCCGCGCUGGUGGGUAUGCGCCAGGGCGGCAGGCGGCGAGUGCUAGUGCCGCCGCGGCUGGGCUGGGUGGAUGAUAAGGUGGGUCCGCGGCCCGACACCUUCGGGGGUCAGCGGCGCCUGGUCGGUCACAAGGAUGAGCCGUUACUCUUCGAGGCCGAGCUUGUACGCGUACGGCAGCAACUGCCAGGGCAACUGCCGGAUGGUGGCAAUGGCGGAGUACAGGAGCUCGCGGGUGUCCCGAAGGGCCCGGUGCCGCGAGGUGAUGAUGCCACGUUCCGGCUACCGGCACCGCCGACGUACUACGGUGCAGGGAAGGGUUAAUCAUCACGGGUCGUGUGCUUUGCGAAGCGUCAAGGAGGGGGUUUUACAUGCGGAAGGUUGUACGAAAGUUUGCAAGGAGUUCAUCUCAAUUUUUGGCCUGCAGAGGGACAUCGGUUUAGUUGUGAGUUGGCGGUUGUGGGUUGUCGGUAUAGUUGUUAGUUGUCACUUGUAUCUAGUGAUCUAAAGGAUCGCUGGACGGGUGUACCUGUAUGUAUGUGUACGUGUUUGUGCAUGUGGAUUUGCAACACAGGCUGGACGUUCGCGCUAGGAGCAAAGGGAAGAUGAAGUCUUGCCCAGAUCUUUGCACAAAACACAAACUUGCCCUGAGGGGAGAGGCAGGUGCUGGGCACUACAGUGAUAAAACGUCUAUUAUCCCGGAUUAUUCGCU
Messenger RNA from Volvox carteri f. nagariensis, 1204 nucleotides. RefSeq lists its product as uncharacterized. The record is from RefSeq and is a predicted model, not a curated record. Lineage: Eukaryota; Viridiplantae; Chlorophyta; Chlorophyceae; Chlamydomonadales; Volvocaceae. Gene Ontology annotation, molecular function: peptidyl-prolyl cis-trans isomerase activity. The coding region runs from base 1 to 816 and encodes 271 amino acids. The transcript is spliced from 5 exons. Gene Ontology annotation, cellular component: thylakoid; chloroplast.